AUGAACGACUACUUUGCUGAAGACUACGUCCCGGGCACGACCAACAUCCUUGUGUCUCUGGACGACUCGUCGAGCCACCGUCCUGUGAAAAAGACCGCCGACGGCAUCAUUUUGCUCCCCCAGCCGUCUGACUCGCCCAACGACCCGUUGAACUGGUCGAGCAACCGCAAAAUAUGGCAUUUCCUCCUUGUUUGCUUCAUCACCGCAUUGACCGCUGCCAUUUCCAACGACGCCGGCGCAGCGCAGGACCUGUUGAAUGAGAUCUACGGCAUCUCCUAUGACGCCAUGAACACAGGCGCAGGCGUGCUUUUCCUCUUCAUUGGCUGGCUGUGCAUCUUCUUUGCGCCCGCGUCGUCGCUUUACGGCCGCAGAAUCACCUACAUCAUCUGUCUUCUGGCCGGAACGGCCGGUUCCAUCUGGUUUGCUCGCCUGACGAAAACCGCAGACACAAUCUGGUCGCAGGCGUUCGUGGGCAUGUCUGAAGCAUGCGCCGAGGCCCAGGUCCAGCAGUCCUUGGCUGACAUUUUUUUCCAGCACCAGCUUGGUUCGGUAUUGACCGUCUACAUCUUGGCCACACUGGUGGGCUCGUUUUUGGGGCCCUUGGUGGCCCAUCUCAUCUCCGAGGCCCAGGGUUUCCGCUGGGUCGGCUGGUGGGGUGCCAUUGUCACUGGCGGAACGCUUUUGGUGACUUUGGUUGCGUGCGAGGAAACGGUUUUCGAUCGUGCCAGCCACUUCCCUGUCUACGAUGAAAAGAUUGGGCUGAAAAGUGAAGAAACAGGCGAGAAGAAGGAAAACAAGGAUACUCCUGCUCUUGACAAGGAAGCUGCAGCGCUUGAGCUUUUUGAGAGCGGCGACUCGAAGGACGAAAAGGCGGAGGAAACUGAAGAAACGCACGAGACCGAGAGAACUCCAGAGAUGGACGAAAAGGAGACAGGAAUAACUUCCAACCAGGCCGGCAGUCCGAUUGUUCGGUGCCGGCUGUCGUUUGACCUUGAGUCUUCUGCAGAACGCCCCAAAUCGUAUCGUUCCCGGUUGGCUCUCAUCACACCUUCAUCCUACAUCACUGGGUUGGGUUUCCACCAGUACGUGAAAAGAUUUGUGCUCUACUUCAAAGUGUUUUCGCUUCCUGCUGUCUGGCUCUCGGGCAUAUUGUGGGGCUUGCAAGAUGCAUACAUGUCUUUUUUCCUCACAACUCAGGACACAUACUUUGGCGAAGAGCCUUGGAACUAUACCGAAACGCAAGUGGCGCUUAUGAACGUGGCCACUUUGGUUGGUGCUGUUUUCGGCUGUUUCAUGUCGGGAGUCUUGUCUGACCGCCAUGUGCUCUGGUUGGCCCGUCGGAAAGGCGGUUUGUACGAACCCGAGUACCGCCUUUGGCUUCUUUUCGUCACCAUGGUUGUUUCUCCUGUGGGUCUUGUGAUGUUUGGCGUGGGAGCAGCCCAAGGCGGAGCAUGGCCAGCAUGGGUGAUCUAUGGCGGCUUGGCCCUCAUUGGUUUUGGCUGGGGCUCCAUCGGAGACACUGCCAUGUCGUACUUGAUGGAUGCGUACCCGGAGAUUGUGAUCCAAGGCAUGGUGGGUGUUUCCAUCAUCAACAACACAUUGGCAUGUAUCUUCACGUUUGUGUGUUCGAAGUGGCUCGAUGCUGCCGGAACCCAGAACACUUAUAUUGUGUUGGCGGUGAUUGAUUUCGUGUCGAUUGCGUUCAUUGUGCCAACGCUUUACUGGGGCAAGCUGUGGCGCCGGGCGACGCGGGGACUCUACAUUCAGUUGGUGGAGCUUGCCAGCGAGAGCUGA
Molecule: messenger RNA, 1794 nt
Organism: Clavispora lusitaniae ATCC 42720
Lineage: Eukaryota; Fungi; Ascomycota; Pichiomycetes; Serinales; Metschnikowiaceae
Biological process (GO): transmembrane transport
Cellular component (GO): fungal-type vacuole; plasma membrane
Molecular function (GO): transmembrane transporter activity
Source: RefSeq, a predicted model, not a curated record